UUAGUAAAAUAAUGCUUACAUAGAAAGCUUUCAGCGUGAUUAACUUUAUUUAUUAUUGUUCAUUGAAAAAUUGGAAAUUUGUCAUUCAAUUUGGAGUAAAAUCAUCAUAGUCAAUCAUAUCAGGAAUCAUCAAAGUUAGGUAGAAGAUGGGCCUAACAAAGGAUGAAAUCGCAAUCCUCUCAUCUAUCGAUUCAACUGAUUAUGGUUUUGUUGAUGUUCCAAGCAAUAGUAAAUUAGAGGCUUUGUUAAAUAAAGGUAUUGAAGCCUUGGAAUCAUUCAUUAAAACCAGUUUGACGAGAGAUGGUGAUACCGACGAUGGUUCAACUAGUAACACGAUCGAUUCCAGAGUAUAUGCAAAGCUUGGACAUUAUCAUUUACUGUUAAAAAACUAUCCGAAAGCUAUGUCAGCGUACCAACGGUAUUAUCAAAUCAAUUAUGACAACUACCAAAAUCUGGAAGCUCUCUAUGGUUUGGGAUUAGUUUAUUUCCAUUACAAUGCAUAUCGCUGGGCCAUCAAAGCAUUCCGCCAAAUACUUUAUUUUAAUCCAUCUUUUUAUCCAUCCAAUGAACUACAUAUUAGAUUAGGAGUAAUUUUUAAGAUUUUAUGUGAUUAUAAUUCAUCUCUUAAACAUUUUCAAAUUGCCUUGGCCGAUAGUCGUCCAUCAACUCUUAGUAAAGUUCAAAUUAAAUUUCAUAUUGCUCAUUUAUAUGAAGUCCAAGGGAAACAUAAAUUAGCUAAAGAAUGUUAUGAAAAAUUAUUAUCGGAUAAAACUGUAACCGGUGAAUUAAGGUCUGAUGUGCAAAAGCAAUUAGGAUGGAUGUACCAUAUUGUGGAUUCAUUUGGUGAUAAACAUACAAGGCAAUCAUUGGCCAUAAGUUAUCUGGAAUCAGCGUCAAAAGGAGAAUUUAGUUCAAGACAAAGUUCCUAUUUUCUUGGUCGAUGUUACUCAAGUCUAGGUCAUGUACAUGAAGCAUUUAAAUCUUACAGAGCAUGUGUUGAUAAAAAUGAUCUUGAUGCUGAUACAUGGUGCUCAAUAGGGGUUCUUUAUCAGCAGCAAAAUCAGUUGAUAGACGCUCUUCAAGCAUAUAUCUGUUCAGUUCAAAUAGAUAAAAGUCACACCACAGCUUGGACAAAUCUUGGUAUCCUUUAUGAGAGUGUUAACCAACCUCAAGACGCUCUUAAAUGUUUUAUGAAUGCAAUAAAAGGACGAGGGUCAGUGAGUUCUACUCUCAAUGAGCGAAUCAAAUUUUUACAAAAUCAACUUGCCAACGCUCCUCCAAAUAAUUCACAAAGCCUCCAGCGGUUAUUAUCCAUCGAAAACGCUUGGAAUUUACCAAUUUCAUCUCAAGAAAUAGCAACAAGACAAAACUCAGUUCAAAGACCUAAUCAAGAUAUUUCAUCAGCUUAUGAUCCUCAUCACACUUUAAAUCAAAGUAAACGCCAGCGAAUGGAAUCAACAAACUCUAUUAAAAAGCCUGAAGGUUACCCACCAAAUAAUUCAGGAGAUGUACCCUUUUCUGGACCCACUGCCAAUAGUGUUACUAUGACUGCUCAGCAAAUAUCGUUAAUGAAUUAUUUACAAAAAAAUCAAAAUUCACUUCAACCUCAGGAUAAAGCUUUACUCGCCCAAUUACAACACCAAUACAGACUAUUCACUUCACAAGUAUCAUAUAAACCGCAACAAAAUCAAUCACAACCAGAUAAAGUUAAUGAUUCUUCACUAGCUUCUGGUAACAUUGGUGCCAACAUUAAUAAUAAUAACAAUAACAACAACAACCAUAUAAAUUACAACAGUGAUUCUAGUUUAAGCAACAACAAUCCAUCAAGGCCUUUAUCUAGUGGUCCAGAUUGUCCUACUGGUCAAAUUAACUUAAAUAACACCACCAGUCCCACCAAUAACAAUUCAACCUUAACCAAUAGAACUCACAGUGAUUUAGAUAAUAAAAGUGGUUGUAAUAGUGCAAAUCAGAAUAAUUCAAAUAGUAAUUUAACUGGUGGCGAUACAAAUUCACCAAUAAAAAUGGACACUGCCUUCAAUAGUGAUACCUCAACUAAUACAACUACCACUACUACUUCAUCAAUCCCAUUAACACCGUCCUUGGGUCUCAGUGAAAAUGAUUUACGUGCACUUUUAGCGCCUAAGAACUCAGCUACGAUUUCUAUAGCUGAAAAUUUAAUCGCUGAAUUUGGUUUAAAUGGUAAACACCGAACCACACCUUUAAAUAAUAAUAUAAACAGUAGUAGUAAUAAGAAAGAAAUUGAUUCGAUCUCCUGUCAAACUCAAACUCUCACUGCCAAUUCAAAUUGUGUCGUAAACCGAAGAAAUUCAUCCUCAAGUGAUAUUGAUUCAUCAACCAAUGAAAGCUCAAUUCACCACUCUCGUUCAUCUACAAAUAAUAAAUGGGAUCAUUUUUCAAACUCAAGUCACAAUUCAAAUUAUUCUCAGCCUAUUCGUUUAUCAAUCGACAUGACUGCAUCUCGUGCUUUAGAAGCAUGCAAAGGUUAUGGUCGAUCUGGAAGAAUUGAUUCCAAUUUAUUAUCGGACGAUCCUCGCCCUCCGUCUCCCAUUGAAGCACCAUACCCACCACUGCCCAAAGAUAAAUUAUUACCUCAAACUCCUAGUGUUUUUCUUGAAAAUAAGAAAGAUGCCUUCUCAACGCAACUCCAGGAAUUUUGUCUGGCACAUCCAAUUGCCGUCGUUCGUGGUCUUGCAAGUGUUUUAAAAUUAGAUCUUGGAUUAUUCUCAACGAAAACUCUUGUGGAAGCCAAUCCAGAUCAUUUAAUUGAAGUUCGUACUCAAUUGUUGCAAUUAUCAGAUGAAAAUUGGGACCCAGAAAAGCGUCAAAUGGUUUGGAGAUGUGAAAGUCAUCGUUCACAUAUGACAAUUGCACGCUAUGCUCAUUACCAAGCUUCUUCAUUCCAAGAAUCAUUGAGAGAUGAACAAGAUAAAACUCCGGGUAUAUUGAGAGACUCUGAUAGUGAUUCAAAUUCAUCAGCUACCUCAAAAAUGCGACGUGGAAAGAAAACACGACCUUUUAAGACAAUCAAAUUUGGAACCAAUGUUGACCUUUCGGAUGAUAAAAAAUGGCGUCCUCAGUUACAAGAACUCAUGAAAUUACCAGCAUUUGCGCGGGUAGUUUCAGCUGGUAACAUGCUUAGUCAUGUAGGUCAUGUAAUUUUAGGCAUGAAUACGGUUCAAUUGUAUAUGAAAGUACCUGGUUGCCGGACUCCGGGUCAUCAAGAGAAUAAUAAUUUUUGUUCUGUUAAUAUUAACAUUGGUCCUGGAGACUGCGAAUGGUUUGGAGUUCCUGAAGAGUAUUGGGGUGCUAUAAAUAGUCUCUGUCAAAAGAAUAAUUUAAGUUACUUACAUGGUUCUUGGUGGCCCAUUUUAGAGGAUCUUUUUGCUGAAAAUAUUCCUGUUUAUCGUUUCCUUCAGCGUCCAGGAGAUAUGGUUUGGGUUAAUGCGGGAACUGUUCAUUGGGUUCAAGCUGUUGGCUGGUGUAAUAAUAUUGCCUGGAAUGUUGGUCCUCUUACUUCAGUUCAGUAUCAACUUGCUGUUGAACGUUAUGAAUGGAAUAAAUUGGAAAAUUUCAAGUCCAUUGUACCUGUUAUCCAUCUCACCUGGAAUCUCGCAAAAAAUCUCAAAGUUUCAGAGAAAGAAUUGUUUAAAAAGAUGAAAAUCUGCUUAUUACGAUCAUUAAAAUGUUGUCAAAUGAUAAUGGAUUUUGUGGAAGCUUGUGGCCGUGAAAUAAGAUGGCAUGGACGUAGUAAAAAUGAAGCAGCUCAUUAUUGUGUUAAUUGUGAAGUUGAAGUAUUUAAUAUUCUUUUCGUUCGUGAAAUGGACAAAAAGCAUGUUGUUCACUGUGUUGAUUGUGCUCGUAAAGCAAGCCCAAAUUUGGAGGAUUUUGUAAUUUUAGAGGAAUAUAAAAUUGAAGAGUUGAUGGAAGUUUUCGACGAUUUUCAACUCCAUGCACGAUGAUUUUUACGAUUAUUUAUUAAGGUGUAAAAACAGAACUGACAGUUCGAUCGUUUAAUCAUUUUUAACCGACAUUGCUUUGGAUUUGAUAUUAACGAUGUCAACAGUGUUCAUAAUAAUAGUAAUUCCAAGUUUACUAUCAGUUUUGUUUACAUCAUUUUUUUCUUCACUUGAAAACAAAAGCACUAAUCUAAUCCAAUGCUUUUUUAAUAAAAUAAACAAUGACGAAGUGUUUAAUGUAAAAAAAUGACGAAGUGAUGUUUAUAAUCUAGAUAAUGUUUAUUAUAAGCAUAUCUUCAAUAAUUUAAUAAAAUGCUGAUUAUGAAAAGUCAA
Messenger RNA from Tetranychus urticae (two-spotted spider mite), 4310 nucleotides. Its product is annotated as lysine-specific demethylase 6A. The record is from RefSeq and is a predicted model, not a curated record. Gene Ontology annotation, biological process: regulation of gene expression. Gene Ontology annotation, molecular function: RNA polymerase II cis-regulatory region sequence-specific DNA binding; chromatin DNA binding; histone H3K27me2/H3K27me3 demethylase activity. Lineage: Eukaryota; Metazoa; Arthropoda; Arachnida; Trombidiformes; Tetranychidae. Gene Ontology annotation, cellular component: MLL3/4 complex.